CAACCGACGCAUCGGUUCCCGGCGUCGCCGUCCGUAAUCAUCAGUGUGUUCUACCGUCGGUCACCUGGUCCCCGACGACCGGACCGUCCAUAACUCAAAUCAAACGCCGGCUAUGCCAAUCCGAGCGGACUGAGCACCAGUGCAUGAAUUCCGUGUUGCAGUUGUGCCCGUUGGACCUGUACCAAUUGUUAACAAGAUGCCAGUUUUGGGACGGGUCAGGCACGGCUUCUGUCACUUCGUAAGGAUGUACGUACGUGGAAGUUGAGACUGUUUGUGGAAAUACGUACGAGUGUGUGGAAAUAAUAUGAGUAGUAACAAGAAAACGAAGAUGGUGCGAGCAAGACACACGAGUUUAGAGAUGCCGGACCCCGAAGCGGCGCUCAAGAACAAGAAGCAGGACGUGCUGUCGAAAGCCAGAAGCAAGUUCCUGACGCUAGGCGACGCCCUCAAAAAUAGAACGACCCUCGAACCGCCGCAACUGAAAAAGUCCAUGACACAAGCUACCCUUGAAUAUUUUUUCAAGCACUCGCACAACAAAGACAGACACCAUGUGUAUGCCAACACACGUGUUGAUCCGAAGCGGUCGUCGCUGCAAAAACAAAAUUCGGUCGGUGCGUAUCCGAUAAAAAUAGAGAUCCACGUGGAAGACGAAGACGAGUACAUGAACACCAUCAACCGGUCGCGACCUGCCACAGUUUGUGUUGACAAAGUGAGUGCACGUGACACCGACGCCUUGGCGUUGGAACGGCCGAGGAAAAAGAUCUCGUUCCGCGACGAUAUCAUGGGCUACGAGGUGAACGGACAAGGGAAUCUGGUCAGGAAGAACGGCACCAAUGGGAUUCUGCACAGGACGCCCAGUUACGAUAAUUUCGAUUUGGAGAGUCAAGCGAUGCGGGUGGUGAGAACGGUGGGCCAGGCGUUCGAGGUGUGCCAUAAACUAUCGAUAAAUGCACCGGAAAACGACAAUCUAUACCAGGACGAGCAGGAGACACUGACCCAGGACCUGCACAGCGACCGUUUCAGCGAUAACGCCAGCGAUAAACCUAAGAAGGACAUAGUGUCAGAAGGUGCGAGUGAUAAACUGUCGUUACCACCAGACGACGGCAGCGUCAAGGAUUCGUUCCUCGAGCCGAAAAACAAAAAAACACCGCAACUUGAUAUAUUGCCGCCGCCACCUGAAGUAAACACAAGAAAAACACCGCUGAUAUCGGCAGAGACGUAUUCAUCACCCCAAAGUGAUGCUCUUAACAGUGGCGGCAGCGGGGGCAGCGGAAGCGGAUCGUUGCCACCCGCGGGAAGCAACCUAUCCGCCCAUCACGAGCUUCAGCUGAUGAAAGAGCAGAUGGAACAACAGACGCAACAGACCCAAGCUGCUAUGGCCCAGUUGCAGCUCACCAUGGAAAAACUGGCUGCUGAAAAGAGCGCUAGAAGAGAGGCACAGAAGACGAUCAACCAGUUGUUGAUACAAAACAAGGAACUGCUGGACCACAUUGCCGAGUUGGUGGCCAGGUUGCAGCGUUACGAGAACGCGGGCCAACAACCAACUUUGGCCCACAUGACGAUGCCGCAGCAAAACCAACAACAACAACAACAGCAGCAACAGCAACAACAACAACAACCACAACAUUCAUCUUACCAAGAUAAUUCGUAUAUUCCGGAUUAUUCCGAAAGUGUCGACAACAGUGCAAUGCUUCAAGCGCUCGCAAACCAACAAAACCUUAUAGAAAACAGGGCAGUAACAUCCUGCCUCCCAUCAUCCCCCCUGAGAACAAAUUUCAACCCUGCAGGCAACGUAUUUAACUUCCCGUACCAGCAAUCAGUCGAGUCAUCAUUGGAAUUAAUGCAAAGAUUGCAAAGUCUCGGCGGCUUCAAUCCCCAAAUGUACAAUUAUCAAACGUUGCCGUUCAUACAACAGAACUUAUACAAUCAGCAGCCGCUGUUAAACAACAAUUACAGUACGUUGCAGCCCGUUCCGAAGAAACUCCCCCAAUCCCCGUUGACGGUUCGCCAUUCAUUCGCGGACGGCAGGAACAGCGAGCCGCGCCAGUUGUCCACCCCCACAUCGCAGUAUCAUUCCCAUCAAAAUCUAUCGCAGUUCCAAUCGCCGCCCCAGGCGCAAAUAGCGCCCACGCAGCAUCUGCAAGUGCAGCAGAACGUACAAAGGGCGGCGAGCCCCAAACCGCAGGAGUCGGAGGCGACGUUCAUUAAGCCGCUGUCGCAGAUGGGCACGCUCACGACGACCGACAGUGAGGGCAGAGUUAGGGUGAUCGUCCCCGUGCCCUCGAAUUCUGGCGAGGAUGCGGGGAAUCUGAUGGCUAGUUUGAGGAUAAGCGACGACUCUCGACCGAUUACCAGGUCGACGAGCGAGAAAGUUCCGAACAGAAGUGAACUGAUGUCGCAGGUGCAACGCACCACCUGGGCCAGACACACCACUAAGUGACAGUUGGAGUUGUUUUUCGUCAAGGAGAACUGAUUGGGUUUAUUUUAGCGAAUUCUUGCAGUAAUUUAUGACUGUAUUUAGUAUCCGGAUAAUUUUGUGAUAAUUUCAGAACGAGAUGAAUAAAUUAUACAAACUUAAAAAGUAUUAUCAGUUUUAGCACAAAUUUUAAAAAAUACAAUUAUUACCACAUACAUAUUAAGCGAAUAGAGAGAGGAAGACUGAACUCUUGCCCCAAUUUGUGUUAAGAUUGCUUUAAUUAAUGCCAAAUACUCUAUACAAAAUUACGAUGGUACUAAAUACAGAUAUUACCCAAAAUGUAUUAUGAAAUAUAAGAACAAGUUACGUAUUCGUCAUCCGCAAUAUUAAUGUGCCAAAAAAGAAGGAUUUGUAAUGAGUAACUUAGAACAUAGUAACCACCUGCAAAAUAUUCAUAUCUCCGUAAAUGAAUGUUAAACUAAUAAAUAUUAUGUUAUUUCUUAGCUAUAACUUAAUAAUGAAUUUUCAAAGAACUUCUUAUUCAAUCAACAAUCUUUAAAGCUAGAACACUGUUUACAAUAAAACUAUAUGUCGUAGAUUAAUAAACCUGAAAACUCAUAUCAGAUUAAUAAAAUGCUUCCAUAGAAAAA
Molecule: messenger RNA, 3066 nt
Organism: Aethina tumida (small hive beetle)
Lineage: Eukaryota; Metazoa; Arthropoda; Insecta; Coleoptera; Nitidulidae
Product: carboxyl-terminal PDZ ligand of neuronal nitric oxide synthase protein
Exons: 6
Coding region: 305-2440 (711 amino acids)
Molecular function (GO): nitric-oxide synthase binding
Source: RefSeq, a predicted model, not a curated record